This is a messenger RNA of Spirometra erinaceieuropaei, 13152 nucleotides long. The record is from the annotation of a GenBank genome assembly. Lineage: Eukaryota; Metazoa; Platyhelminthes; Cestoda; Diphyllobothriidea; Diphyllobothriidae.
AUGGUAAAGUCGUUUUUGAAGGUCGUUUCUUUUUCACUGAAAUAGGCGUAGUUUGUUAUUUCCGUUCUACCCGUCAAGUCAUUUCGAUAAGUCUCAAUUCUUAUUUGUUGGAUAUUCUAAACAUUUUUAUGAGGUAUUUGGAUCGAAUUCUGAGGUGGAAACCUUUGGAUGUUAACGUGCCCUAGUAGCGAACUAUAUCGAGGCGAUAUAUAUUAGAUAUGUAUUUUCCGAGAUACUUAUAUCUGCUAGAUGUCGAUUUUGUCCGCGAUCCAGUUAUCGAGUAGAUAUCUAUUUUUCGAGAUACUCCGAAAGCGGCGAUAGUGACACGUCAGGCCAUGCGCAAGCUGCGGUUACUUAAGUAAUCCAUACCUAAUUUUAUUAUUGUCUGUUCGCCUUAGUCAUCCCAAUCCCGACUUACUUGGCCUGCUGUUGUCCACUUUAUAUCGCGUUGAACGGGUUAAUUUACGUCCCUAUUGCAACCGAAGCAACUAGAUCGACCAAAAAGAACUAUUUUGAAGACGUGUUAAUAGGGAAAAAGUUUGUUGGAUAAAAAUUAAUUUAAAAAAGGUUUAAUACAUAGAGGAAUCUUUUGUGAAUGAUGAUCCAUCACUUGUGGAACAACCUGGAUUGUUGUCUAUAGCUAUAUUUAAAAAAUGAAAUGUAUUCACCAGUCCAGCAUUUGUUGCUUAUUUCUUUCUGCUGCCUUUGUACAUAAUUAUCCAGGGACCUUUUCAGUCUUUUAGUGAAGGCAGUCUCCAGGUCCGAUAAUGUGGCAGCGCAGUCCUUGUUCCAGCCGGCGAAAACGUCUACAAAUGUAGAUAGCGGACGCUAAAUUGCAAACUUACCCGGAAUAACUUUGUACACUGCGGAAUUACAGAGACUGUCUGUCAGCUUUCGACCUUUGAAUUUAACGCGCAGGGGGGUUUCGUCGUCAAAUAGCACAAAGAAGAUGCGCUUAACAAAGUCGUCUAGGUUAUUGCCGCUUAGACAGCUGAGAAAGGACACCUUAUGUUUUGUAUAGGGAUUAAACGGACAGCCUACAUGUUGACUUUUAAUGCCAUUGUCUUCCAAUAGUGCGAAAGUCCGCUACCGUUCGCAUAGGCCUUUCGAUAGGGUUUUGUGGCAGCGGUGUACCUCCCAGCGCUGGUGGCCUCUGAUUUACCUUUGCCUCUAUUUCUCGCAGUCAGCCGUGCAAGCGGCGGUUACUGUCUAGGAUUAAGUCCAUUUUUUGACAACCUGACAUUGUGUUGAAUGAGCAGGGCUACGGCCCUGUCCAAAUUCGCAAGCCUGUCAGUCGGCAUUGUUUCGUGCCACUCUGUGAGAUAGGUCAGUAGAAAGAAGUUUUAUUACCCUCGACCCGCAUGGGCUCCCUUGAGGGAAGGGUGUCACCGGAGUCCCCCAUGUCAUAUUGGCUCUCGUUUAUUUCCUAGGAAUCAGAACAGCGUUAAGUCAUAUGACUUACAGGCGAAGAUAUGCCUUCUCCGUUGAAAUAAUAGAGAGCCUCUUCCAGUGCAGAUCUGCGUUCACUUGGAGGGUUUAGGCGAUUAGGUUGGCUCAUAGUAUUGUCUACAAACGCACAGGGAACAGUUGAGUGACGAUUAUUUGUGAUAUUAGUGAUCUUAUAACUAUAACCACUUCCUCCAUGCAGUGCUCACAAACCUCUCACUUCGUUUACUGUGCGCCUGUAGGGCUACGAGCACUGUUCGCGAGGGCGAAAGGACAGUAAGUGGUUUACUAAGAACUGCCUAUUAGUACUUUGCGGGAAGCAGAUAAACUUACUGAACGUAUUUGGCAACGGUGCGCAGCUAAUAGUGCUGUCAAGCUCAGCCUUCAAGACCUUUCGAACGAUAAUUCCUUACCCACAAACUUAGCAGCUUUUUCACUACACCCAAGUCUAUUAGGUGUAGAGGAUCUAGGGGAAAAUUAGAAAUAAGUCCUAAGUUACAGGACAAAAACAGCGAUGUCCUAGCUACGUGCUCGUCGUCGGUCGGCUGCAAAAAGUCUUCAUCUUUCCUGUACCUAUUCCCUUCCUCGGAGUACACCACUUUUCCAAUAUAUUCUCCUACCACUGUGCAACGUUCGCAUCCGUGGUAGGCAUUUACGUUCUUAGUCUGCUUCACAAAAGCCCUGGCCGGUGCAUCACAGAUAACGGCCGUUAUCUGAACGUGAGCAUGAUGGCUCAUUUCGUCGACUUGCACUUAAUCUCAUUAACCAGUGACAGACAGUACAAGUGAACAUCAGACGGCUUUCCGCCGCCACAGUAGAUGGCAACUGGGAAGACAUUACUUAUAAACGGACGGACUACUCUGCCUAGUAUGGGCCACAUUUCAGUCUUUGAUUUCUUAUAGAUGGGGACGCCGUCUAUAGCUAACUGAACGUGCACAUAAUCUGCUACGGAAUGAGAAUACUUACGCAAGCGCCAAAGUUUGCGAAGCUGCCAUUCAAGUCCUAUUUGCAAGUAUUCGCCGCUACCCAUCGGGGCUACCUGCAAAUCGUAAUAUGCCCCCAAAAGGAGUUCUAGGGUCAGCAGGGAGUUCAGGCAUGAGGGGGCUGAGGAUGGCCAGAAGAUCCCGAAGGUGAGCUAGUGCUAUCUUACACCACAAAACUCACUCGCACAACUUCCAGGCGUAAUCCUGGCCACUUUGAGUGGCCCCAGGCCCUCUGUCUUCUGCGUCGUGAGGGCAACCUGCUCUAGCAGUUUGUACAUCACUUACUACCACUGGUGUGGAUAUAUCCUCUUCCUCGUGCUCUGAGAAUUCAACGACUGGCGUUAAUGUAUCCGGCGAGGAGUUGUAUAACUCCUCGCAUGAUCUCAUAUGACAUCUGCGUCUUUUAUUGAGACUUCAUUUUCCCGAAAAACUUCCUCCCCAUACUUCUUAAUCCGGCGUCUAAUGGUCCUGUCAGAUACAUCACUAAACAGUACGAUGGGACUGUGCCUAUUGAACUGUGCUCCUCAAAGUCUCCUAUGGUUUAGUCGCGACAUGCAGAUUCUUAGACAUUGCUGCCAUAGAUAACCAGUCAAAAUGUAAGAGUUCGAUAUUCCUUGAAAUAUGGGCACGGCUGUGUCCGGGUUCUGGGACUUGUUGAAGAUUCAGCACACAGACUGAUUCUUUGCCAGACCGAGUCCAAAUACUCUAGUAUCCGUUUACUCCUGCACGAUAGCAGCAUCAGUUCUUGUAGCAAAGUUGCCACAUGCCACCUAUCUUGUUUACAGUUACAGGAAUCUGCUGUCCAACAAAUUUGAGGGCUGCGUGCGUGAAUCUGAAGGGGCUAACCACGCGGAGACUAUACGGUUGGGUAAAAGUGAACACCAGGCUGUUUGACUCACCUAGGCACAUUUGGCAUAAGUGCACCACGUUCCCAUGACCAACCGGGCCUGAUGCCGACCCUGUCCAGACUAAGGAACGAAAUGCCUCGUUCAAUUCAGGACACAACAAUUAUUUAGAAGUCACAUGCUAUCCGGCAUAGGAAGUAGCAAGCGGUGGAGGUACUAAGGGGAAGUGAGUCGAGGCAUUGGAUAGUCAAACGCUUGAGUGAGCUCAUAGGCACUAUUGUAUGAUAUCUUGGACAAUACGAAACCACCAGUGAUCUUCAACGGAUUCCUGGUAACAGUCGUCCAACGAUAGCAAUAAUGAGAGGCUGCAGGCGGCUAUUAAAGUGCAUGCGUCGAUAUCGGCUUACAUCCUUGCGUUAAGCAAGGUGAAGGUGGGUUCCGAGCGUUAUACAUAAGGCCAGUAGGGGUUUGGACGAAUACACAGAAACAGGGGGACUGCUCAGACUACUGCAUUUAAAUCGGAAUUUUGAACAACCCUUCUUGAAUUGCAUUAUGUGACGACGUACGUGACAUCUGCAAUGGAGCAGAAGAACUUGUGCUAGUAAACUGCGGCUUCGCCCGAGAAGUAUUGACGUACCAGUCCAGAUUUGGAGCCUAAGAAGGCAAAAUCCUUUGCCGAAACGACUACUACAAAUAUGUUAGGUGACAAGAGCCGAAUGCAUGCUUGAGCGGCCGUUUGGGGCUUAGAGCGGAGCACUUGGUUCUCUUUGAUGAGAACAGUUAGUAGUUUGCGCUAAAUGGGGGUCGUGCGAGUGCAUCUGCUCGUAGUUCUAGAUCAGGCUAGAUCGCAGCCGUAUCAAGUCAAGUACAGUAGUAUCUGCUCGUAGUACCGGCAAGCCUGCCAGAAUCAACUUUUCGGGAUGACAGUACACCGACUUUUCGAUGCCGUGCCACCCAGUUCCAAAGGCUCAGCAUCAGAUGCAUCUCAUGACCAGUUGGGUCUCCUGACUUCAAUCCCAUGCAGGUGUUUAAGAUUAGAUUUAAUGAAUGAAUCCCAGAUCGCCAGAGCUGCAAAUGCUUUCCCAACUUAGGGUCGCUUUUCUAACUGCUUGGGAUAUAAUGAUAAAAACGAUUCUCAUCCCGUCGAAAACACACCAAUGAGCUGAAGCUAUAACUGUGCGUGAGGGCAAGCUUGUCCGACAUAAGUAUUAAGUUAUGCUCUUGGCUCUUACUGAAGUUACUUUGAAGUGGGGUUGUCGGAAACGCGUUAAGAAUUCACGACGUCCUCUCAGUAUAAACUGUCUUGGUUCAGUUUACUGGAGGGUCCAUUUUUGGCCAACGGUAUAAACGACUUCUCGUAAGUGAGCUCUCAUGUAGGUCGCAUUUUGAACUAAGGACAGCUUCAGUGCUUUUAUCCUGGCUUACUUUUUGUGUUUCCUCUAAAGAAUCGACUUUUUGAGAAUAGAUAACCACGUUUAGAUACAGUGCCUCGUGUUCCUAUGAAGUCACAUCCCCAAAUGAACGAGAAAAAUAUCCCUGUUGAAAGAACGCGAGUAAAAUAAAACGGUCGUCAAAGUUUUUGUCUAGAUUAUGGGCCUUCUAAAUGUCUUGUUAGCUUUGAGAAGGUAGUAUGUGGUCUCCUGUGAGGCACACGCGGAGUCUAACUGCGCUGCAGCAUUGAAAUACAUAUCCUCAUAAUUUAGCCGGUUGUUUGCGUUCUUUACGUCGUUUUGAAGUGUCAGUGAAUCUGGUAUAGUUGCACCAGAGCCUGGUCGAAAUCUCAUUUUGUCAAAGGGCGAAAAAUGGCAACGAUUACGAGGUCUUGCAGUUCGACUGGGAGUAGCGAAACUCCAGCCAGUUAUUCAUUGGCCCAUGAAGUGCAGCUCACUAAAAACUAUUGUGGUUCGUUUAGAGCCCUUCUGACCGGCUAGUUUUGCUGUUUUCUACAGAGCCGACGCGCCCACUCUCUUCAUUCCGGCUACAGUGGUUCAUUGCUGCGUUUAUGGCAGUCUUCAUCCUGCAUACUUCUUAAAGACUUACUGAUCUACCCUGUCUUUGUCAGGUAAGCAAGCGAACUCGUUUUAUUUUUCCGUAGUUGUCAUGAGGAAGUAGAAGAAGAUAUACCCAGUCUGCCUGGUCAAAAACGGCUUGGUGUCCGGCGUUUGACUUCUUAUCUUAAGCCUCUGGUUGAAAAAGGUCUUCGGUGUGUCCUCCUCUUUGGCGUCGUUGAUGCUGACCUGAAGGACGAGAAUGGAUCGGCUGCGGAUAGUGAGCGGAGUCCUGUGUGUGCCGCAGUAAGGGAACUGCGGGCGCAACUGCCUUCCCUAAUUGUCGCCUGUGACGUCUGCCUCUGUGCCUAUACAACAGCACACCAUUGCUGUAAGAUCGUUUCCACCUUUUCACUAUUUUCUACAUAGAUUUGAGCAAAGACGACGGGGAGAUGGAUGUUGAAGGGACAGUUAAUCGACUGGCCGAAAUCGCCCUCAAUUACGCUAGAGCAGGUGAACUUCCUCCUUCGCUCUUUGUUUUCACUCCAAUACACAGGCUUCCAUGAACCCCACUGAACCGUAUUUUUGCAUAAAGGUGCACACAUAAUCGCUCCAUCGGAUAUGUCGGAGGGCCGUGUGAUGGCCAUCAAGGAGGAACUAUUGCGGAAUGGUUUUUCACGCUCUGUAUCGGUCAUGUCGUAUGCCGCGAAGUUUGCUUCAUGUUUUUACGGACCUUUUCGGUAGGAAGAAAUAAAUGUUUUCAAAACAUAACGCACUAUUACAAAACCACGUUUGUGACUGUUAAUCCAUCUAUUUAUCAGCCUUUUUAAUCCGCAAAAUGAGCAAGAGUUCCAGUAUAAAAAGCUAACUGUGUCCGCCUACGCAUUCUGUACUUGCGUCCAAAUGCACCUGUGAGCUUUACUCGAUUCCCUUGAAAUCCCCUUUCCAGCUCGGCGGCCGGAUCAGGAGACGGGGAAAUCGACCGCCAGACCUAUCAGUUACCCCCUGGCGGCGCUGGCCUAGCUAUUCGGACUGCGGUACGUGCGUCAUUUUUCUAACUGAAUCCUUAGUACAUCUCAAACGUGGUAAACCAGUGACUGCCUUUUCCAGACUAACUGGGCUAUCCACUUGCAGUACGUAACGACUACGUUUACUCUUCGACGCCUUCAUUUCCAAUUGCCGUCACUUCCAAGAGAGCCUGCCGAUCAUGUGGCCUAAGCCAAAAUCUUUCACAGGUUGCAGCAACACACACGACAACUACCAGUGAAUUCGUAGACUUUGGUCAAUUCGUCGACUUGAAGAUUUUUAAGUGCGCCUCCGUGUGAACCGAACAAGUGUUAGUCAUUACUUCUCCUGCGCUUUCAGUUCCCAUGGUACACUUAGCACAAACUUUCCGCAUGGACGACAGGGCUUCUGAUAUUCCUCGAUGCCAUUUUCAGGCGAAAGUAAGUUCGGGGGAAAUGACACUUCGGGUGAUUUCGCCCUCAGCUAGGUGUUGGUACGUAGUUGGAACACCUAAGUCGCGAGCAUCCAAGACACUGUCGAGCGUUAUUGACCACCUAUGUGGUAGUUCAUUGAGGACACGACUAGAAGGGCUUGGAAGACGAACGCACGCACCGCAUCGAGCGUGUCACACAUCCAUACUAGAGGACUGCCCUGGGUCGAUACCAUCUUUGCUUUGUUUAUUGUUCAUGAAGUCCGAGUCAAGUACUUACUUACUGUCUACUUAAGGCUUCGCAACAUAUUGUAACCAGACAGAUGUACCCCACUACGAAUCCAGAGGUGACCGUCCUUGCCUCUGUAGGACUUAUUAUUAUGCUCAGGUUAGAUUUGCAAGUACGCAAAAAUAAACUUGCGAGCACAACAACAUCCACAGUCCUGCUCUAACUAAAGUGGUCUGGAAGGGCGCUUUUGAGAGACCUAAUACAUCCUACAGUCUGACCUUGUCGGCCAAAGAGCCGAACUCUCUAAAACUUGGGAUGAAUUCACAAAAUCAAGUUGGCUUGUCAUUGAUUACAUUUUUCCUUGUUCAGUGGUGAUAGAUCGGAGUCAAACGAAGUACCUUCAGUAAAACAAUGUGGCAUGAAUAGGGAUGAGAAAUUCCUAUGACCAACGCCAACUGUGAUAGUAAGGUACACAAAUCGAACAAAUGGGUCUGCUGAUAACUGCAAUAUUUGAAGCUUACGCGAAGCGCAAGCGCCUAUCCGAGCACCUCAGCCGAAAUUUGCGGGAUUCUUCUUUAUUCGCACGGAAGCGGGAGGAAUUCAGGACUAUUGCGAGCACAUUAACGGCAGUGCAAAGGCGACAUGUGCCCCGGCAUUCCAUACUCAGUACUCUGUCGCCUUUCUUGAAAAUGGGUCUUGUGCCAGCGUUGCUUCAAUCUGUUUCUCAAUUAUAGGCAGAAUGGUAUUACCGAAAAAGACAAGGGAGACUGGAAUGACCGUUUCUGGCAUAUUAGCCGUCGUCAGCCAGUCAUACUCAACCCCGAAGUGUGGAAUUCCUGGGGCUCGAACUCGCGACCUAUUAUUUGAGAGUUCAGCGCCUCUAACCACUGAGCCACGGGCCCGUUGUCUUGUCGAUUGCGAUCCGGAAUAUACAGUGAUAGAGGGGCGCUCACUGAUCGUUUUUACGAAACUCACUCGUCCCGUUGUGCUCUAGGGCUCACUCUCGAGCCCAUCCAGCAAUCACACAGCGGCUCAUGAUAUAGGCAGACUGGUGUUACCAACAAAGACAAGGGGGACCGGAAUGGCAAUUUCUGGCUUAUUAGCCGUUGUGCGGCUGCUGGUUGGGCUCGAGAGAGGGAAAGAAAGCCCUAAGACAACGAGACAAGUGAGUUCCGUAAAAACGAUCGGUGAGCGCCCCUCUACCAUUUUUUUCUCCAUUAUUUACCUGAAGUUGUUAUAGUUGUCCUGCCGGUAUCAUCCAACAGCACUCGCAUAUUUCCGCUGAAGGGCCAGACCCAUCAAAUACCUCGCCUUCCAUUUCGUCACCCGAACCAAGAAUCUCCUCGUCAGAUAAUUGUUUGUAGUCGCAUUCUGCUUGAGCGUCAGACCGUCCCUAAAAUGAACAUCAGUGAAGGGUUUUACCUGCUACUUCUAGAGGCCAGACACCCUUCGUAGACCGACCAUACCGUCCCCUUUUGCGAUUCCAGCCGUCGUUAACCUAAAUCACACACACUAGUAUACAUGGGAAUCCCCAUUCGGCGUAUUAUUAUCCUUCAGUCUUAAGGCAAUACAGCACACCAAAAGCAACGUGGCCUAAUUGUUCGUCCAUUACGAGCGCGGAUUUGUGGAGAUAGGGUGCCUCUGUGUCGAUCUAACCCCGCCCCCUCUUCCGCUUCAGUUCAGUUUUUCAUCCCGUCGAUUGACCGGUGAUGAGAUUGAAUGCGGUGCCUAACGAGGAGUGGACCUCUAUUUGACGCGUGCCACAUGUGUGCGCGGCAAUAGUUAAGAACUAAAGCAGAUACAGCGCAAAUUUACUGAUGCACGCCAUUGGCUAGUAUGGUUCUGCUUGGGUCUAUUGACAUUGUUUCCCAGUCCCCGUAGGGUGUGCUUGGGAGAGCACAGAACCACGAGAACGCAGAAGUGCAAUCCUCUUUGACAUCGUUCUUUCAACCAUACAAAACUGGUCUGAUAACUGGAGGCAACUGCCUCAGAAAGUCUAGCAGAGUAGACGGUAACAGCAGCGUGGGAGAAGUGGACGCAUCACCCGCUGCCUGGAGCCUUGGUGUUGUUUGAGUCAGCAUUCCGCCAGCACUCGAACCAGGGGAUCAAGUUAGGUUCACACUGCAUGAUGCCAAUACUGGCAUGGUUAGGCUUUAGGGCGUCUUCUUUAUUUCUAAGCGCUUUAACUUGCGUAUUUGCUAUCCGAGCCGCUGCCAGAGACCUGCACAUGUCGCUUGUUGGGCCAUGCAAGUUCAACGGCUUGAUGCAGACCGGUCCUCGUAGUCCUCUGCUCGACCUUUGAACGGAUAUACAGCCCAAGGGCAGUGACUGCAAGAACUGAUCUAACGGGUCUGUGGCGGCUAGCAGGCACAACCGUGUGCUGUCGAGCUCAAAGCAAUAUGUACUGCUUAACAAACAACUUCUGUAUUACAUCUAAAAUCCCCCUACUUGCGCAUGUUUUACUACCCACCGCCUACAGAUACGGGAUGCAAACGAAGGCGCCGACAUCAUUAUGGUAAAGCCCGGACUGAUCUACUUGGACAUACUUUCAUGCAUCCGCCGUGAGGUAGAUUUCCUUCUUGACUUCCCAUCGCAUUUUCCGGUCUUAUGCUCUUGUCGUUGCGAAGGUGAUAGGAUCGCUGAAAUAAAAGCUUUAUUAGCCUGACGUGAUGCACUUGGGAGCUGCUAACUGUGAUAGGCAUGUAGUGGCCUAGCAACUACGUCCGCGACACCUGGGCAAUCCACUACCCUUAUCUGACCCUGUCUCUGAUGAUGUAUUCGAGUGAGAAUCCGAAACGCUAGGCCAGUAAAGCUUUUGUUCCAGCGAUUGUGUCUCCUUCGCGACUACUUCCUGGAACUCGCCUCUUCAUUUCUAUUAGCUCCAGUCGUCUUCCAUUGAGUCCUUUCACUAUUCAUCCCUCCGUUUCUGUCUUUAACAAGAGUGAUAACGACUGUUUCAUUUUUUAAGCAAUUAUAAUUUACACUACAAGCAUACUUUACUGACCGCAAACUCCCUCAUGUUACCAGUUGCCCUACCAUCCCCUGGCAGUAUUUCAUGUGUCUGGGGAAUACGCGAUGUUGGUGACCGCCGCUAAAGAAGGCUACAUCGACCUUAAACGAGCCGCCCUAGAAGUGAUGCUUUCUUUCCGACGUGCUGGUUAGUUCUAUUUAUCAAUUCACAUCUUCUCCCUUCAUUUAACGCCUCUCUGGACUCUAGCUCCCGUUCUGCACUAUUGAAUAAAUGUAGUGUCGUGUCUACAACGAAAUUUUUCCAACUUUAGCGUCAAUCGCAUUUUACCACCACCCCUUUUCUGUGACGGCUCGGAUUCCUAAGAUCUUGGCUUCUGGCGAGGAUGAUAGUGCAAACUAAUCUCUUUUGAUUGUACAAGGUCGACUGCACUUGGAACAGUAACAAGUAUUUUGAAACAGAUGAGGACAUGGCCCUGCCAACCGGUAUUGCCACUUUGGGCACCAUACAUCGACCUGUUAUCACAUGUUCAUUUACAACGUCCUGGUUGAGUUGGCAUAAUCUAUGGGACUGGCUGCAGGCCUAUAGUUAGCUUGCUGUCCAUCUUCGCCAGUAGGCUAAGGUUACGGAGCGCGUCAGUUCCUCCAGAUAACGCACUAUGGACGACAAUUUGCCUGUCGGUUCUGCUUUAUGAGGUAAAUUUUUGUAGCGCAAACCGAUCCAAAAUAACCUUGUUUUUCAGUUUGGUUUUCCGUGAUAUGUCAUUUGCAUUCACACGAAUAGGCAGAGCGCUCAAAAAUGUACACUAUAUCCGUUUCAAGGUAACUUUAUUUUUACUUCGAAUGCUCACCCGGCCAAUCUUUUGAUAUGUACCGGUCGCGAAGAGAGAAAGUGAGACUGACACUGGAGAGUCCAUCUCCGCGGCAAAUCAGGACAUUUCUCGCUUAAAUCUAUCCUGAUGCGUUAACGGUCAUGGAUUGGAGGGUUGCCAACUGGCAGCAUAACUCGGUCCGCGUGGUUAGUACUGUCCGUGUAUGUGGGUCGACUGACUGGCGGACUGAGUAGGGCUCGACGGAUCUUUUUUACCACGACCUUUAUGGUACUCUCAUGUAUGUGAAAUCCGAACCCUUCAUUGCAUUUAAGAGCACGCAUCCCACGCGUAAGUGGGAAACAUGUUCGUUGAUGUACAGUAGGUGGACUAUUUCGUGAAACAUUAACCGAAAUUCUGAAAUUUGUUUUUGGUCAUAAAAGAUUACUCAGGUAGGUUUGUAGCACUGAUUAUCGUGAAUCAUAAUCCCGAAAUAUUUCAUUCACUCCAGGAUACCGGCUUUUAAAUGAGCUUCUUUUCAGCGUAAAGUUUUCCCAUUGAUUUUCGAUAUCCUUAUGAAUUCAUCUGUAUUUUACAGAAAACAUGCACAUAUGUAUUCUUUCUUGUGGUCACCCGGUAACGAAUUAUGUCUUCGUAUUUUACACUUGAAGAAAGCGUAUCUUCCGGGUUUAACAGAAGUUUCCAAUUGAUUGUGUUUGUCAAUGCUGCUUGUGAAGUGAGUAACGCGGCUCACAUCCACUGCAAAAUUUCAUGGGCCCUGUGUGAUAUCUUAAUAGCGUAGAAAAAUAGGUGAUUUUAUUUCAUACGGGAAGUAUAUGACGUGGAAUUUUGAAAUCCUAAGUGCAAGCGCAGCUGCAGGUUGAUUUAAAAAUUAUUCCAGAAUUGUAAAAUCUUUCGAAUCUGAAAUGCACCCUUUCUUGGAGUGUAAAAUUUGAAGAAUACCAAGUGAGUAUAAAAGAGAAUAUUUUUUUGUUUUAUAUGAAAUAUAUUUGGAUUUACAAGGGCAACGAAAAGCGGUGGGAAAGUUCAUACUUUUUAGGUAGUCACAUUUUACCAGAUGUGAUUUAUGCCGGCCGUCGAAAAGAAGCUAAUUCAAAAACCGGCAUCCUGGAGUGACUGAAACAUUUUGGGAUCAUGCCGCAUAAUAAUCGGUCUUACAAACCUACCUAAGUAAUCCAUUCUAAUCGAUAGCAAAUUUCAGAAUUUCGGUUAACAUUUCAUGAGAUAGCUCACCCGGGUGACCAGGUCGCGUACGACACGUAGAUGGGCUGUCCAAGCCCCCUCAGCCACUGCGCCCUAUCCCACCAUCAGAUGGUCGACAGGCUCGGACCGUCGACUAGUGCAUGGGAGAGAGUGAAGUCGGCACUGGAAAAUUCGUCCCCACGACACUUCAGCGCAUUUCUUACUAUAAUAAAUCUGACACGCUUCGGAUAAGUCGGUCCUCGUGGUCAGUACUGUGGCUGUGCUUAAGGACUGAGAGUCGCAAUGGCUCCUAAGCGUGGCCUCCAUGGCAAUCACGCCCGGGAGCCCAACCUUCCCCUUCAUUCUGGAGGAUCAGGUCGUGUGCGGCACGCGUAGAUAGGCCGUUUAGCUUUGUCGCCCGAUGUGCCCUAGUUCAUCUCCGGUCGUAUUGACAUUGUCCUGCCGUCGUAACCUGGUGGGGGAGGAAGGAGAGAGUGCGGUAGGUGCGGCGAAAGUCUGCCUCACUACAAACUAAAUCAUGCACAACUUACCAGUGAUGCGCCGACUCUGUAGGGCACACGGUGUACGUUGUCGCUUGCGACAGUCGAAAGCUCGCUGGUCCCAAACUUCUGCUAUUGCAACACUGUCAGAGAUUAAGAUGUUGCGUCUAUGCCGACGAUGAUUUGUAGGGACAGGAUUGUCAUGUUUAAAAAUGAAACCCAGCUCAGUCGAGAUGUAUCCUGUUGCGUUUGGACUAGAUUGGCCUAUUCCGCGCUCGACAGUUUCCCACUAUGCUUUAGCGCUACCUAAAGUGCAGGUGCACGGACUGACACAGGAUAGAAGUAGAAGACGAGUGGCGAGGUGAAAUUGUGAAAAGUCACUUCGGUCAUCUUUGCGUCAUGUCGGGCUUUUUUUCACGGUUGCUGGUAAUAUUGUCCCCAGUGUCAUUUAGUUAGAACUAGUGACAUAAGUGCCUCCAUGUAUUUAUAAUUCAAUUUUGACCAUUUCGCUGACCAUCUUUUUCGGCCGCUAUGACACUUUGUCAGGCGUUUCACCAUGGUAAAUGCAUUGGGUGGAUUAAGUCCAUGCACAGCACAGUAGAAGGUGCGCGCUUAGUUCGUUUUUCUCCGACCUGCAUAUAUACCACCGGUAUCUUCCCUGUUUUAAAUUGUGCAGGUGCCUCCAUAAUCAUCACGUACUUGACACCCAUCCUUCUGGACAUGAAUCUUCAAGAUGCUUGCCCUUGA